GUACAUUCUGCGCAUUUCGUUCGGUACAUUUACAAAAUUGCAUUCUCUCAUUCAUUGUCUCUAUAUGCCAAGUGCAACGCAACAAUUUUAGAAUCCAAAAAGUGAAAAUAGUUGUGUGAAGAAGAAGAAGGAGAAGGAAGAGAAGAAUAAAAUAAGAAGAAAGAGGCAGACAAAAGUAACAACACACUAAGAAUGAAAAGUGAAUUUACAUGCGAGUGAAAAUUGAAAUUAAUUAACGAAGAAUCUUGUGGAGAAGAGAAAUAAAAACCACAGCGAUAGUGCCACGUUUGCGAGAAAUUUGCAAACAGUGAAAACAAAAGCGAUAAGAAAAAGUUGGCAUUGGAUAAACUGGAAUAAACAAAACCAAAGCAAAAUAUAUUAAAAUCAUGAUGUUCACGAAACAAAUCAUACUAUUUGCAUCGAUAUUUGCGGUGAUUUGUGCAUCGAAAGAGCAGUCAAAUGACGGUGGAUUUGUGACAGCCGAAAGUAAUCACAUGUAUAGUCAACCCAUUCAAGACAAUAUUGCUGCCGAAUCAGAAGUUGCAAAACGUGGUGCGGCCAUUGCAACAUCGUCCAUUUCCACUAGCAACGAAAAUCAAGGACAAAGCUCACAAAUUGAUGUUGGUACAAACAGUGGUUCGGGAUCAGGCGGUGUAAUUAGUUUUACAACACCAAAUAGUUUCCAACAAUUCUUUUCGCCAACAUUCGGACAAUUUGGAGCAAUUUAUGCGGCAUCUUUAACUCCAUCAGCAUCCGGAAAUUCGCCGCAGAUUUUCUAUGUGCGUGCACCAUCACAAUACGUGGCUCCAAGUGGUGUUGGAACAAUCAAACUAUCGUACACAUCGAAUCAAGCUCAACCACAAACAAGUAUACAAUAUGCAUCAACAACGCCCAAGGUUGCAUACGCGAUUACACCCAAUCAAUAUCAAUUGGCCGUAGCAGCUACACAACCAAAUUCGUACACAUAUGCACCACUUGCAAUUGCUAGUCCGUACACAACAGGCGCAUACACAAAUGCCAAUGGUUAUUUAAAUACUGCCACCUCUGCCGCGACCAAUAUUGCUCAAUUACCACCUGCUGCACUUCAGCAAGGUCAAAUUAUUCCAUAUACAGCAUCAUCUUCGAAUGGCUACAUUUUGUCACAGUCACAAUUACAACAAUUACAACAAUUGGGCAUUCCAGUCGGCCCACCAUAUACAACACCAGCACCAGUCGCCCCAAGUCAACCGAGCGUGCCAAGCGUGCCGAGCGUGCCAACCGUUCCAAGUGCACCAAGCGUAAAACCCGGAACAGCCGUUGUCAGUCCAACACCCUCCGCUUAUUAUUCGGGAUAUUCUGCGAUACCAGCUAGCCAAGCCUAUCAACAAGCACCGACAUUCCUUUCAUACCAAAAUGCUGGACUGAAUUAUGCGACUGCUCAAAAAUUGGUGGCCGUUCCAUCGUAUACUCAAGCUGCAUAUCGUCCGUAUGUGUCACCAACAGCGGCUACUGCUGCAACAGCCUACACCAAUGCUUAUGUUCAACCAACAGGAAUCUCACCAGUUAAAUAUACCUUGGCCCAACCAACAAAUUACUACAGUUCAGCGUAUGUACCAAAAGUGGCUUAUGCGCCAUCGUUGAGUGCAACAUCGUCAACACCAUUCGUCACAUCGUUUCAACAAGGCCAAGCUAGUCAAGCCUUUCCAUCAGCUCAAGCUACAAAUACGAACGGUGCCAUACAAUAUGCAUCGCAAAUAUAUCAACCAUCAUUGACUGGGACAAAGUACGGAUACCCAACCGCACAAAAAUACUUCUACGCAUCAUCGUAAUAAAUACAAAACAAAAAUCAUUAUCGUCAUCAUCAGCACAUAACAAAAACCACUUCGAGAAAUUAAUUGAAAACACAAACCGACAUUGUUAAUUUAAACCAAAAUUGAUUUCGCAUACAUUUUGAGAUUGUCGCAUAAAUUAUAACAACAGCAAAUGCAAAUUCAACCAAAAAAAAAUACAUUCUACACGCACUCACGCAAAGAGAUUCGAAAAACAAAAUGAACGAAUGAAAGUAUUCACUCAUCUUAGAAUCUAAGAAUUAAUUAAUUUUGAAACAAGUAACAAAACGUUGUAAAAAAAAGGAAAACGGAAAUGAAAAUAUGUAAUAUUCUGUUUAAAUAAUCGAUAUGAAAUAAGUUAAGUAGAACUGAGACUUUGUUCUUUUUUAUUUGGCUUGAAACACUUAUACUACUGUCUAUCCAUCUUCAAAACAAAAAAACGCAAAAUACAUUUGCGAUGAUUGUAUUCUAAGUUUAGAUAGAUUGAAAUUGUUUUAUAAUUGAGCAAUGUAACAUCGAAAUGAUGAGAUGUUUCACGAAUAAAAUUCUGUUUUUAGACAGGCUCUGUGGAAAUAG
Contarinia nasturtii (swede midge) is the source of this 2384-nucleotide messenger RNA. RefSeq names its product signaling mucin HKR1-like. The coding region runs from base 387 to 1808 and encodes 473 amino acids. The transcript is spliced from 8 exons. The record is from RefSeq and is a predicted model, not a curated record. Lineage: Eukaryota; Metazoa; Arthropoda; Insecta; Diptera; Cecidomyiidae.